Closterium sp. Naga37s-1 is the source of this 693-nucleotide messenger RNA. NCBI's taxonomy places the organism in Eukaryota, Viridiplantae, Streptophyta, Zygnematophyceae, Desmidiales, Closteriaceae. The record is from the annotation of a GenBank genome assembly.
AUGGAGAUAAACGUGUGCGUGGGGAAGAGCUGCCGCAAGGACGGCGGGCUGCAGACGCUGGACCACUUCCGCGGCCUGGCGCCCCCGCACGUGAAUGUGGCUCGUGUGGAUGCCUGGGUGAGAUGCGACCGCCAUGGCGUAUGGCGCAUGGCGUACAGGAUAUGUUUAGAUGCGGAUAAGGGGCGGUGCGGAGCAGGCCCCAAUCUGGUGCUGCUGCCGUCCGAGACGUUCAUCAGCCACUGCAGCACGGCGGCGCACGUGGCGCGGCUGCUGGAGAGGCAGUGCGCGGCGGGCAGCGCGGAGACGAAUCUGGCGGCUCUGGAGCUCAAGGGUCGCGGCAAUGCAGCUUUUGAGAAGGGGCGAGCGGACGAGGCUGAGAAGCUCUUCACCAAGGCCAUUGAGUUGUCGCCUGUUGGGGGGAUGCACAACCUGCUCUGCAACAGGGCUGCUGCAAGGGUGGCAUGUGGUAACCCUAUGGGAGCACUGGAAGACGCUGAAGCUGCUGCAGCACUCAAGCCUGGUUGGUCCUCGGCGGUGAUUCGCAGAGCAGAGGCGCUGGCAGCGCUGGGGCGGGUGAGGGAGGCGCUGGAGGCGUAUGAGAGGCUGGCCGACACAGACGCUGAGUUCAGACGCUCAAAACAGUUCCUGAGGAAAGUGAAGGAGCUGGAGAAUUUGAUGCAGACAGCACCAUGA